Esox lucius (northern pike) is the source of this 1453-nucleotide messenger RNA. It is a transcript of the gene fank1, whose product is annotated as fibronectin type III and ankyrin repeat domains 1. The record is from RefSeq and is a predicted model, not a curated record. Bases 315 to 1406 code for a protein of 363 amino acids. Gene Ontology annotation, cellular component: nucleus. The transcript is spliced from 11 exons. Lineage: Eukaryota; Metazoa; Chordata; Actinopteri; Esociformes; Esocidae. Gene Ontology annotation, molecular function: protein binding. Gene Ontology annotation, biological process: regulation of apoptotic process.
UACAGCCUCACACUAAUUGUGGAUAUGGCGUACACCAACAUAAAUAUAGGUUAGGAAGAGGUCAUAUCUCACUUAUGGAUACUGGAGUUAUCCCUUAUCUCGCUGGCUCGUCAACAACGAGGUUGUCCCAGAGACCUGUAUUUUAGAUACCGCUCUGGCAAAAACGUGUCGUGGUUUCAUAGUGUUGAGUGAGAGUAGCGUCAGUGCGUGUUACUAUAGCAACAUGUCAACUACCUCGUAUGCUGCUUAAAGAGUCGACCCAGAACUGAGUAACUGGAGUUGAUGCAUCAACAUCCAUCCACCGCCGGGUUUCAAUGGAUAGUCCAGGGCCACCCGGUGUUGGUACUUCCCAACCAGAGACAGGGUGUCUAGUGGUUGGGCUGGUGAACCACCACAGCAUAGAGCUCAGCUGGCUGGGGCUGGACAGAGCUCCACGACAGGGUCUUCUGGAGACCUGGACCCAGCACACCCUGGAGCAGGAUGACUCUAAAAAGCACAUGUUCACCACCAUCUACGUCCAAUUGGAGGAAAAGGUCAGAUCUCUGAUCUUCACUGCCAAAGGUUUUCUUGUGGUUCCCAGUGGGUAUGGAACCGAGUUGACUGUUGAGGGUCUGGAGCCCAACACUACGUACAGAUUCAGACUGAAGACCACAUGCGCUACAGGAGAAACUAUCCUCAACCCAGCCAUGUCAGUCACCACGGCACGUGAACCAGUGAAUGGGAAGAAGAUGCACCAGGCUGUCCUGAUGAACGAUGAAGAGGAGCUGACUAACAUCCUGCAGUCCAAGUCGGCACAGCUACCCGCCAACGUCCCAGACAGGAUGGGGUACACUCCUCUAAUGGUGGCUGCGAUGAAAGGGUUCUCUGGACUGGUCCAGAUAUUGGUGCAACAUGGCGCAGACGUCAACAUGAAAACUAGCAGCGGGAAGAACUGUCUGAUGCUGGCGUGUUUCUGUGGCCACCUGGACAUCGUGAAGUACCUGAGGAAGAACGGGGCCGGUUGGUGUUCCCAGGACGGGGCAGGAUGCUCCGCCCUCCACUGGGCCGUGGACGGAGCUCACCUGCCUGUCAUACAGCACAUGAUCCAGGAUGGCUGUGAGGUGGACGUGAGGGACGGUGUGUCAAUCUGGACCCCACUGAUGAGGGUCUCGGCGGUCACCGGGGAAGCUGCGGUUGCUGCUCUUCUCAUCACCGCAGGGGCCGACGUCAACGCCAGGGACCGGGAUGGGAAGACACCACUCAUGAUUGCUGUCCUGAAUAACCAUGAAGGACUUGUUAAACUGCUGUUAGAGAAUGGAGCAGAUCGUUGGAUUAAAAACGAGUUUGGGUCUAGUGCAAUGGAAAUGGCUAAAGCUUUUGAUAGAAAGAGCAUCGUCCAUUUGUUGGAGGGCAAGUCGAGCCGGUAGCACUCAGGAGGACAAAACAAGAUCACGUCUGUGUUUGAAAAUACAAG